AUGUCGAGCCAAAACCCUAUGAGAGAACUCAAGAUUGAGAAGUUGGUUCUCAACAUUUGUGUUGGUGAGUCUGGUGACAGAUUGACCAGAGCUUCCAAGGUGCUGGAGCAACUGUCUGGUCAGACCCCAGUGCAGAGCAAAGCCAGAUACACCGUCAGAACUUUUGGUAUCAGAAGAAACGAGAAGAUCGCUGUUCACGUUACCGUUAGAGGACCAAAGGCAGAGGAGAUUUUGGAGAGAGGAUUGAAGGUGAAGGAAUACCAACUCAGAGAGAAGAACUUCUCCGAGACUGGUAACUUCGGUUUCGGUAUUCAAGAACACAUCGACUUGGGUAUCAAGUACGACCCAGGUAUUGGAAUCUACGGUAUGGACUUCUACGUCGUGAUGGGCAGAGCUGGUUUCAGAGUUGCCAGAAGAAAGAGAGCUAAGGGUAAGGUUGGUGUUUCUCACAAGUGCUCCAAGGAGGACACCAUUGCUUGGUUCAAGGCCAAGUACGAUGCUGAUGUUCUUGCUUAG
Molecule: messenger RNA, 516 nt
Organism: Ogataea angusta
Lineage: Eukaryota; Fungi; Ascomycota; Pichiomycetes; Pichiales; Pichiaceae
Exons: 1
Coding region: 1-516 (171 amino acids)
Biological process (GO): translation
Cellular component (GO): ribosome; cytosolic large ribosomal subunit
Molecular function (GO): structural constituent of ribosome; RNA binding
Source: RefSeq, a predicted model, not a curated record